Owenia fusiformis is the source of this 747-nucleotide messenger RNA. NCBI's taxonomy places the organism in Eukaryota, Metazoa, Annelida, Polychaeta, Sabellida, Oweniidae. The record is from the annotation of a GenBank genome assembly.
CAGUAGAUUGUACAACAGAUCAUAUCAGAGAAGGAAACCACUCAUCCAACUGUAAAGAUGAUUGUACAGAAGACCAUAUCAGAGAAGGAAACCAUUCAUCCAACUGUGCAGUUGAUUGUACAGAAGACCAUAUCAGAGAAGGAAACCAUUCAUCCAACUGUAAAAUUGAUUGUACAGAAGACCACAUGAGAGAAGGAAACCAUUCAUCCAACUGUGCAGUUGAUUGUACAGAAGAUCAUAUCAGAGAAGGAAACCAUUCAUCCAAUUGUAAAGUUGAUUGUACAGAAGAUCAUAUCAGAGAAGGAAACCAUUCAUCCAACUGUGCAGUUGAUUGUACAAAAGACCAUAUCAGAGAAGGAAACCAUUCAUCCAACUGUAAAAUUGAUUGUACAGACUACCACAUGAGAGAAGGAAACCAUUCAUCCAACUGUGGAGUUGAUUGUACAGAAGAUCAUAUCAGAGAAGGAAACCAUUCAUCCAAUUGUAAAGUUGAUUGUACCGAAGACCAUAUCAGAGAAGGAAACCAUUCAUCCCAUUGUAAAGAUGAUUGUACAGAAGACCAUAUCAGAGAAGGAAACCAUUCAUCUAACUGUAAAUAUGAUUGUACAGAAAACCAUAUCAGAGAAGGAAACCAUUCAUACAACUGUAAAGUUGAUUGUACAGAAGACCAUAUCAGAGGAGAAAAGCAUACAUCCAACUGUGCAGUUGAUUGUACAGAAGACCAUAUCAAUGAAGGAAACCACUCAU